CAGGAAAACACCAUUUCUUUAUAGCCUAUUUUGUUGUAAAGCUUGAAUGCCAGGUGGCUUUCAAUCUGUAACAUAGCAAAAAUGCUAGCGGGCUUUCCCGGUCCACCAGCGUAUGGUGCUCCACCACCUGGACCACCAGCGCCAAUAGGUCAACCAAACUCCCAGCAUGGAUCAGGUGGCUAUGGCCCAGCAGGAUACAGACCUCCCGGACCGCCUCCACAUAAGCCUCCUGGCCACCACAGUUCUCAGCAGCAGCACCAUACAAGUCAUAAAAAGCCGGAUGUUCCUUCUGGCUUUCGGUCGAUGCCACCUGGUAGCAAAGCAGGGGCAGGGACUUCUCAUCCACAGCACCGGAGCCAGCAGCAGCAACAACCCACGCAUCAUGCCAGCAGCAGCGUCAUUCCUAUGGCCGUCGAAAAUCGGCUACGGAGGGACACUCCUUUCCUAGCGCAUAUUAGGUUCAGGAACGACCUGCCGGAGAUCCCCUCAGACCCCAAAAUGCUUGUAUCGCAAAUCCAGCCAGAGGUGCUAUCGCGCUUCGCACUUACAGCACUGGAACGUCAGGCCCGGAGAGAUCUGCUAACUCCUCCAAACAUCACAGUAUCCCCGCUAGACGUACAGCGGUACCAAGUUCCAGACCAGCCCGGGCCGCAAGACCCGGCCGAUGCAGCCCUCCUUAAGGACGAUGCGCGGCCGCUCGGAGUGGGCGGCAGCCAGAUGCCCGCCGGCGACGGCCGCAACAAGCAGUUCUCCGCGCGCACCAAAGGCAUGGACGUGGACAAGUGCUCCUGGCUCAUGCGCACCACCUACAUCUCCAGUUCGGACAACCGCGGAGUGCAGCGGCAGGGCUUGCCAGAGAAGCAGGUGCUGCAGGCACGCGCCGCAGAACGCCGUGGCGCCAACGCAGCCGACGACCGGGAGCUCAACGACGUGGCCGCGCAAGUGCGCGCCAUCGAAGCCUCCUUCGAUGCCGCCCGCGCGCCGCCCGUGCACAGCCGCAACCCCGCUCUCAAGCCCGUGGAGGUGCUGCCGGUGCUGCCCGACAUGGACGCCUGGCCGCAGAAGCUGCUGCUCACCACCUUCCACGACUCCGACCCGGCGGAGGAGCUGGCGGCGGUGGUGGGCCCGGAGGCCAUGUCGGCGCUGCCGCCCGCCAAGCGGCCGCAGCUGCUGGUGGGUCACUACCUGCUGAAGGGCUUCACGCACCAGAUCACCAAGGCGGGUCAGGAGCGCGAGCUGAAGAUCAUGGCGCUGCUGGUGCGGGAGGACCUGGAUCUCAUGAUCGAGCGCACGGCGCAGCAGGCGGCAGCGACGCAGGCGGGCGAGGCGCAGGGUGCGGGGCUGGCUGCGGAGGACCUGGAGGGGGAGUACCAGUGGAUCAAGGACUACAACUACGAGUACAAGCGAGACAGCGUGCACUACUCCAUCCGCCUGGAGAAGGGCAGCGCGCGGUUCUACCGCAUGCAGGGCAAGUUGGAGCUGCGCAGCUGGCGGGACGAGGAGAAGCUGGCUCGCGAUCGCAGCAAGCGGGGGCGCGGCGGCAGCGAGGAGCCGGCGGAGGAGGACGCGGACGGGUCGGACCAGGUGCAGCGGCCCUCCAAGAUCCGCGUCACCACCCGCGACCUCACGGACCGGGAGCUGCAGGAGCGGGAGGCCAGGCAGCGGGAGCUGCUGCCCGUGGCGGAGUGAGGGAGGGCGGAGCUGGGUGGGGCCGAGGGGAGCAUCGGGAGUCAGGUAUAGGCCAGCCAUGGGAAACCGGAAGUUAGGACACAGCAAUUGGGAUAGGUGGCGGCAUGGUGCCGCAAAAGCAGCAUUGGGAUGGGGGCGGGAGCGGGGCACAUGCGUGCAAGGGGGCGUGCUGAGGUAAGGGCUUGCGUCGUUAGAGGUCGAGGAGGCUGAUGCAACGGCAAUGCGGCAACAGACAGUGGAUGUGUACAUAGUGAACCACGCCGUUAAGGGAUUUGCUAGGGGAGUAAUUGGAGUUGUGAGGGCCAACGGUCUAAUGCCCGUAUUGAAACCACCGUCCUGGCAGCGGGCACGUAGGUAGCGUUGGGAACGGGUGCAUGUCUCUUUCCAAUGAUCGCAAUUCAUCAUGUACCUGGGGCGUUGUAGGGUUUAUAAACAUCUGAUAGCAAUGCGCGGCAGUGCCAUGCGUCGGGAACGGUUUGUAUGCUGACACGGUUGCAGCUCCGGCGUGUUGGGAUUUGGCGCAUCAUGCCGGAAUGCGGAUGCUGCGCAUGAACGGGUAUCUUCUGCACUGUUCGGUUGUAUCAGACGGGCAUGCAGCAAUCCAGGCUGCCGUCUUCAGGGUAGGAUGGUAGUUACAGUGCGCGGCGUCUGUGUAGCUGUCGGUUAGCGGUUGCAGCGACAUCGUGUAGCUGUUGGUUGGUGGUUGCAGUGAGGGUAGGAUUUCGGAGUAUGCGUGUUGUCCUUCGCAUGGUACCAGCCAUGCUCUGAAUGCAAGUGUGUUGACCCUUGGGACCCUUGGGGCCGACUGCUGUUCCCACCGGCGAUCGUACUACAUGGAUCUCACGCUCGCCUUUUUCAUUCCAAGCCGUUAUCAAGUGCUUCAGGGGUUCCAGCGAGUGUAAGCAACUGGGGGCACGGAUGGCAUGAGCACAUGGCAAAGCCUUGCCAGAUAAUGCAGAUGAAACACUUUUCUUUGCCUGUUUCUGGGACUUGAUGUAAACGGCAAUGUUAAUCACCGGCUGGCUGUUCGUCUCUCCGCUGCAGUCGCCGUUCGUGAAGUCCGUACAGCAGCUGAGCCGUGUUUGCGCGUUGGCAGGGUGUUGGCUGCAAGUAUGGUCAAUUGUUGCAGGCCCGUUUGGUGUAUUUAGGAUAUUAUUAAGGAAUUGUCCGCGGAUUCGACAGACGCCACUCGCCGUUUUGCAAUAGCAACUUCCUGACGGCGUUGGGCCGGAGCUUUCCCGCAUAGGAGGAGCCAAUCUGGAAAUAACACGACGUGGGAGCCUACUUCUGCCCUCCCGCCGUCAAACGUGAGAGUAAUCAGCCAGCGGGAUGCAAUCGUAUAAGCUGCUUGGCCCUUCGGGGACCAAUACGGCUCCUUGUGGCCGAGCAUUCGCGCCUGUGCAUCAACACUUGCGGCCGGCGCGGACACUCGUCAGCGGACGUGUUGCACGCUCCUCGACAAAGAACUCGGACGGGGCUCCUCUCCAACCACAAAAGGCAGUACAUGAUGCGCCUCCAUCAAAGCCACAAGCCGCAGUUAAACCAGCUGAAACCCUUAACUUGGCGUUCGAGUCGGACAAGAAGCUCCUAGCGCCCGACGGCAAGCCCCUGGAGCACCCCAUUAAGACAACCGGCCUGCACCGUGCCCCCCUGUCCGGCGGCGUGAAGACGGCGACUACCCGAUACGAGCUGCCCAGCCCCCCGGUUGCCGUACGCAACCUGGUGGAGCACGCGCGCUUCGGCCACCUGUGCACCAUGAU
This is a messenger RNA of Astrephomene gubernaculifera, 3449 nucleotides long. NCBI's taxonomy places the organism in Eukaryota, Viridiplantae, Chlorophyta, Chlorophyceae, Chlamydomonadales, Astrephomenaceae. The record is from the annotation of a GenBank genome assembly.